Sodiomyces alkalinus F11 is the source of this 3118-nucleotide messenger RNA. RefSeq names its product aspartyl-tRNA synthetase. The transcript is spliced from 2 exons. Gene Ontology annotation, cellular component: cytoplasm; aminoacyl-tRNA synthetase multienzyme complex; cytosol. Lineage: Eukaryota; Fungi; Ascomycota; Sordariomycetes; Glomerellales; Plectosphaerellaceae. The record is from RefSeq and is a predicted model, not a curated record. Bases 168 to 2936 code for a protein of 922 amino acids. Gene Ontology annotation, biological process: aspartyl-tRNA aminoacylation. Gene Ontology annotation, molecular function: ATP binding; RNA binding; aspartate-tRNA ligase activity.
ACCACAUCGUUCCUACAUAAUUUCCAACAACAUCCUCCCCUACGACCAACCCACACUCCUCGUCAUCGUCCUUAUUCUCUUACGUGGGCAGUGGCACCCCUUUGUAUGACGAGCCGACUUGCAUCCUGUUGGUCAUCAUCUCAUCUUCUAACGAACACAACCCAACCAUGAGUACGAAGAAGAAGAAAUCUUCCCUGCGGGAGCGCACCGCCAGUCCUUUCAGUCGCAUUGCCCAAAAGAUCUCAUCCCUCAAGCCCGACCACUCUCGGCUCGGCGUAUCACAAUCCGAACCUGAGAACCUCCCUCGCGUCGCUGGCGUAGGCCCAGAUGGCCCCGACGUCGCCCCCCUGCGCAAUGGCAUCUUUAGCGACACCCAUGUGGUAGCAGAGUCGAGCAUGGAAGAAUCGAGCAGAAGUGGAAGUGUAGACGAGCUCAGUAGAGGCCGGUCGUCGAUCACGUCUCCCCGACCCAGCUACCGACAGCAGCAGCAGCAGCAGCAGCAGGCGGAACAACAACAGCAACCAAACAUGAAGAGUAGGGAAGACGAAGGGCCCGAGCCCGAAGAUUCGCUAGACCGCUAUGGCAGCGAACCGGAACACCCGGAGCACGCCAGCCAGCAGCUCCUAACCAUCGCCGACGCCGUCAAGGAACCCCUCGGCACCAUCAUCACCUUCCGCGCCAGGAUCCACACCCAGCGCCGCAUCUCCCGCUUCCUCGACUUCCUCCUCUUCCGAGACCAGGAAGAUACCAUCCAGGGCGUCCUCUCGCGUGCCCAUCCGAACAUGGUCCGCUGGGUGCAGCGCCUACACCCGGAGUCCAUCGUCCAGGUCACCGGGAAGCUGCAGAAGCCCGUCGAGCAUGUGCGCUCGGCCCGCCACUCGGACGUCGAGGUCGACGUCGACACCAUCUACCUCAUCAGCCCGGCCUCCGCCGACCGCCUCGCCUUUUCCAACUACCAGCCGCCCGACGCCAUGAACCGCCGUCUCAAUGCCCGCGUGCUUGAUCUCCGACACCCGUCGAACCAGGCGCUUUUCCGGGUUCGGGCUGCCAUGGUCCGCGCCUUCCGGAGCACGCUUGACGAGAUGGGGUUCAUGGAGAUCAACACGCCCAAGUUGCAGCCUGCUGCUACCGAGUCUGGUGCCGCUGUUUUCAAGGUCAACUAUUUCGGUCGGAGGGCUUUCCUGGCGCAGAGCCCGCAGCUCUCUAAGCAGAUGGCCAUUUCUGCCGACUUUGGUCGUGUAUACGAGGUCGGCCCCGUGUUCCGAGCCGAAAAUUCAAACACCCAUCGACAUCUUACCGAAUAUACCGGGCUGGACCUGGAAAUGACCCUCGAUUUGUCCUACUCCGAGCUCAUCGGCGUGGUGGACCGCGUUUUGAAAAACAUCUUCAAGGCCGUGCAGUCCAUGCCGGAACUAGACGUCGUCAGGGAGAGGUGGCCCAGCACAAACAUUGAAUACCCCGAAGAGACCGUCAUCCUUCCCUUCACCGAGGGCCUCCAGAUGCUCCGCGAUGACGGCAGGGAUGUCGCCGAGGAAGAUCUCGGUACGAGAGACGAGAUGCGUCUUGGAGAACUCGUGAAAGAGAAGUAUAAGACGGACUACUACAUCCUAGACAAAUUCCCCAGCAACGCCCGCCCCUUUUACACGCACAAGGCCGAAGACCCCAAGUGGACCAACUCGUUCGACAUUUUCGUCCGAGGCCAGGAGAUUUGCACCGGAGGACAGCGCAUCAACGACCCCAAGGAGCUGCGAUCGAGCAUGCGGGACGCCGGCAACUCGGAAGACGACAUGGCCGAGUACCUCACCGCUUUCGACAUCGGCGCCCCCCCCCACGGCGGUGCUGGUCUCGGCCUGGAGCGUCUGGUCUCUCUCUUCCUCGACCUCGGCGACGUCCGCUACGCCUCGCUCUUCCACCGCGACCCCAAAUCCCUCCCCGCCAAGCCCCCUUCUCUGCCUCACCCGGACGCCGACACGACCAGGUGGCGCGCCGGUGGGGGCGACCAGGACUACCCGCCCAUAGAGAACCUGAUCGCCAACUACGGCGACGCCAGCAACACCUCCUGGCUCGACGACCGCUUCGAGAUCUGGCGCCACCGUACGGGCGCCGCUGUCGGGUACUCGAGGCAGGGCAAGCUGGCCGUGGUCAUCGGCGACCCUCUCUGCGACAGGCACCAGUACGAGGAAGUGGCGACUGCCUUUGUCCGCUUCUGCGUCCGCGAGCUACGCCUGACGCCCAUCUGGAUGCUCGUGUCGGAGGAGAUGCACGAGGUUCUGGGGCGGCAUCUGGGCUGGCGCACGCUCUCCUGCACGGAGGAGCAACGGCUCGACGCGGACCAGCACGGGGGCGCCCACGGACCCGAGGCCCGCCGCGUGCAGCGCGAGGGGAUCCAAACGCGCGAGGUGCGUCCCACGGACGAAAGCUUCCGCGGCCGGGCCGACAGGGCCAUCGGGGAGUGGAUGGCGUCGCGCACGGAAAAGGGGAAGCAGGUCCACCUCACGGACGUGCGGCCGUGGGUCGACGCCGCGCACCGGCGGUACUUUGUCGCGGAGAAGGAGGGGAAGGUGUGCGCUCUCGUGGUGCUGGCGCAGCUGGCGCCCCGGCACGGGUGGCAGGUGAAGUGGGCGCUGGACUUCCCCGGGUCGCCGAACGGGACAAUCGAGGUGCUGGUCGAGGAGGCGCUGGCGGCGGUCUCGGGCCCCGUGACUUUUGGGGUGGGCGUCUCCGAGAGGCUCGUCCCCGGGGAGCAUCUGGGGACGGCGCGCGCGCGGUUCCUGGCCAAGACGUACGAUGCGGUCGUCAAGAGCCUGGGGCUGGCGCGCAAGGCGGAGUUUCGGGAGAAGUUUGGCACGCUGGGCGAGGCUGUUUAUAUUUGCUACCCGAAGCAUGAUUUGUCGGUUCGGGAGCUGAGGGAGGUUGUCAAGUUCUUCGAGGGCUAAGGAGUAGAGAGGGGGGGAGAAGACGUGAGGGAUUUGGUUGGUGCCCGGAGUUGCAAGCUUGCAGCAUCUUGUUUGAUGUUAUCGUUACACCUCACCUCCCUGCCGUCUAUCGUUCAGAAAACGGCGGUGGGUUUUCUCAUGCAGCAUUCAGCGUGGAGUCUUUUUCUUUUGUUAAUUCUGGC